Toxorhynchites rutilus septentrionalis is the source of this 795-nucleotide messenger RNA. Its product is annotated as holotricin-3-like. The record is from RefSeq and is a predicted model, not a curated record. Lineage: Eukaryota; Metazoa; Arthropoda; Insecta; Diptera; Culicidae. Bases 63 to 575 code for a protein of 170 amino acids. The transcript is spliced from 2 exons.
GAUCGUUCAAAGAGGAUACCUCAAGCUGACUAUUCGGGGUGAAAAUUAACAACAGUACAAAUAUGUGGGCAUUCAAAACGCUUUCAGUGCUGCUGGUGGCAGGAGUUGUAUUAGCCGAACCACCCAAACCUGGAUACAGUGGAGGCGGAUACAGCAGUGGUGGUGGAUACAGUGGUGGAGGUGGAUAUAUCGAUGGAGGCCAUGUAAGCUCCGGUAUCAGUGAUUUCAUUAUUUUGACUGGUACCACUCAUGGUGGAGGUCAUAGCAGUGGGUACAGCGGUGGACAUAGUGGGGGUGGUGGACAUGGGGGUCAUAGCAGCGGAUACGAUGGAGGUCAUAGCAGUGGAUAUGGUGGUGGACAUAGUGGAGGUGGCGGAUAUGGGGGUCAUAGCAGUGGUGGACACAGUAAAGGUCACGGAGGUUCAGUCCUAAUCUUUAUUGUAACCGAUGCUGCUGAAAGUGGACACGGUGGUGGCGGAUAUCCCAAACACGAAACUCCUAAUCCUGUUUAUAAAGCACCUACACCUGUUUACGAGGCACCAAAACAAUCAUAUGGACCACCACAUUACCGAUAAAACAUUUUGAACAAAAGAAGGAGAAAGUGUCGCACCUGUUAUAAGUUUAAUAAAGUUAACUUACAUUUAUGAAUUAUUGUUGUUACUAGAAUUAAUCACGUAAAUGUUAUGUAAGAACAGAGAGUACUCCUAUUUGAUUCAGGCUGGAGCUGUUCGUUGUGACAUUUUUUCACAUGCAUAUUAUAUAACUGAUAACAAUCUAUUCUAAAUACGCUGUCGA